AUGUCAAGCCACCAAGUGAACAACAGAUCAGCUCAACAUGCUAGAGGAGAAGAUCCAAUUACAAACCCCUCAGAAAUCCCACCGCCGUCAGCCUCAUCAGUAGGAGGCCAACCUCAAGUCGAUCUACGAACCAAGGAUGAAAUUGAAGGCACUGAUGACCCUAGCGGGGAAGGUUCAGGUGAGAAAGAAGAAGAACUAGACGGAGAAACCAUUGAUGAAAACCAAAGAGACAAAAUAGCUAGACAGAUGGAAGACUACCACACGGGUAUAACAGAUUUCUCAUCAGACAAAGAUUCCAAUGAAGAUACAGAAUCAAACGACUCCUUGUCAACUGAUAGCAAAUCAGACUCAUCUUAUUCAAGUAACAAGAAGAAUAGAAAAAGCAAGCUCAAGUCGAUAAAGUCCCUGGACAAGGCAGUCAAGAAAGCAAUCAAGAUGAGAGAGAAGUUUAACUUGGAAAAGAAAGAUUCAUCCCAAGCUAUGAAGGAAAAGAAAGAUCAUGGGAAAGGCAAAGCAGGAAAGAAGAAGAAAUCAUCCUUGUCAAAAAAGACUAAAGUAUCCAAGCAGAAUGGACUCAAGCUUCAGGCAGGAGUACCUUGUAAAUCACUAUUACCAACCCUCCAAACCUACUGGAAUGAGGCGAUGUUGAAACUCAAUGAGAAAGUUCCAUUAACAGUCCUUAACCCAACCUUUGUACAACACGACCAAGACGAAAGUCACAAGAAUCAAUCUUCCUCGUCAUCAUCUAAGAAGACUCGAAAGAAGUACGAGAAGCUCGCCAAAGAAAGAGCAGGAAAGACUGGCGAAUUGUCCUUUGGAAACACCAAUCCUAAGAGAAGAAGCGUCACAUCUCAGAGCUCAUCACGUCAAAACUCAUCACACCAUCCGUCUCAGCAAAGAGCACCACGUGUAGUCAGAGUACCUAGACUACCAGAAAUAAUAGAAAUGCUACCUCCAGCACAACAAAUCCGACCAAAUGACAAGAGAGAUCAAAGGGGUAGAAAUGGAAUCCGCAGAGGUAGAGGAGGUGGCUCAAGCCAUAGAGGUAGAGCAAACCAACCCAAUCUUCAGUUGUAUAAUUUGAAGAAUGUACAAUUCUUUAACAAUCAGUCUGAUGUAGUUCCCUGA
This is a messenger RNA of Melampsora larici-populina 98AG31, 1128 nucleotides long. RefSeq lists its product as uncharacterized. The coding region runs from base 1 to 1128 and encodes 375 amino acids. Lineage: Eukaryota; Fungi; Basidiomycota; Pucciniomycetes; Pucciniales; Melampsoraceae. The record is from RefSeq and is a predicted model, not a curated record. The transcript has 7 exons.